This is a messenger RNA of Mugil cephalus (flathead mullet), 3258 nucleotides long. RefSeq names its product protein Wiz-like. Gene Ontology annotation, cellular component: nucleus. The coding region runs from base 161 to 2512 and encodes 783 amino acids. The transcript has 10 exons. The record is from RefSeq and is a predicted model, not a curated record. Gene Ontology annotation, molecular function: DNA-binding transcription factor activity, RNA polymerase II-specific; RNA polymerase II cis-regulatory region sequence-specific DNA binding. NCBI's taxonomy places the organism in Eukaryota, Metazoa, Chordata, Actinopteri, Mugiliformes, Mugilidae. Gene Ontology annotation, biological process: regulation of transcription by RNA polymerase II.
AGGUAGUUUCUUUAAGAUUUUAGCUUUAAAGGCGUUGUAAAGGAAACUACUGUUCUCGCGAGACGUUGCGUUAUUCUGAUAUCAGCCGUUUUUUAACAAAGGAUCAGGAGGAAGAAAACUUUUUCAUCCUUCAAAAUAAAUCAACUACAUUUUUAUCACCAUGGAUUCACAAGUAAGCCCACAGCCUGUCAUGUGUGAGGCCUGUGGAGCAUUCUUUGAGACACGGCGAGGACUCUCCAGCCAUGCCCGCCUCCAUCUAAGGCAACUUGGUGUGACGUUGUCAGAAAACAGCGGUGCCCCCAUCGAACUCCUUUACCAGCUCAUCCAAGAGAGAGAUGGUUCGCUCCCAGAUUUCAAAUCUGCCUCCUCUGCAGCUGGGUCAACCUCUGCUACACAGAUGUCCAAGCAGGAGUCCAAAACACCUCCAGUGCAAGAGGACACAAAUAGCUCCUGCAAGACGGAGGUAAGAGCCACGACGACCCCGCAAAAGAUGGACCAUCAAGGAUCUCCAGCAAAACGUAAGGAGUCAACAGCAUCUCUCCUCCCCUCAUCUCCUUCUGCUGCAGAAGGCAGCAGCUCAUCUUUGUUACCUAACCAAAUCAAAACCAAGCCAAUAUGGGCGCCACUGGAAACAGAUGCCCCCAUCACGUUGGACACCAAUCACGAGGUCCAUGUUUGCCAGCUUUGUGGUUGCUGGUACGGGACACGUAAGGGUCUUUCUAGUCAUGCUCGGGCUCAUCUGCGCCAGAUCGGAAUCGGUGAUGGUGAGGUCAAGGGCAGCCCUAUUGAUUUUCUCUAUCGGAUCAUGGAGGAGGAGAACGUUAAGCCCAGCAGCGCCAAGAAACAGGAAGAACUCCAGUCAAACGGUUCACCUGGAUCCUCAUCCAAACGCCCCUCUGAUCUGUCCUCCGCACCUGCAUCUCCCCUCGGCAAACGGCCCAAAACAUCCGAGAGCUGUUCUUGUGUACUCUGUGGGGAGGCAUUUGAGAAUCGGAAAGGCUUGGCCAGCCAUGCCCGCUCUCACCUGCGGCACAUCGGGAUGAGUGAAAUAGUGGGGAAAAGCUCUGCCAUCGACGCCGUCGAGGACCUGGUUAGCAGUGGGAUGUUAGAAGCCGUACGCCUCCCCAAGACAAGCAGUACAGCCAGCUCAUCUGCAGCAGCAUCUCCAGCACCACCCUCUCCUGCAGCCCCGACUCUGUCUCCAGCUCCGUCCUGGAACUCGUUUUCUUCAGCAUCCUUCUCUCCAAGCCCCACAAAGACCCCUCAGGCUCCUAUUAACAGGGCGCCAAAGGCGAAGAAAGGUUUUCGGCUAGCAGUCGACCCCCUUCUUAGGAAACCCAAGCCUGAGCCUGUAGAGGCAGAUGUAUAUGUUCCCCCUAAGUCAAGCAACAUUGACAGCAACUCUCCUAUACAGAAGUCACCCGCUUCAAAGGCUUCUGACUCAGUCAUGAAAUCCCCGCCAACGGUCAUUUGUGAAUUCUGCGGCCAGCUGUUCGACACCCGCAAAGCCCUGUCAUGCCACGCACGUGCCCAUCUGCGGCAGCUCGGACUCACCUGGUCAAUCAAAACAUCACCAAUUGAUCUCCUCAAAGAGGUCAUGCAAAGUGAAGAGAAAGGCAAGAAAGAGUCUGCGUCAGGCAAAGCCACGUGGACCCCUGAAGGGUCCAAGAGAUCCGUGGACACCCUCCCAUCGAGGGAUCAAUCACCCACUUCCAACUCCUUCACUUCACCUCUUGAUUAUUCCAUGAAAGAGAAAUCUCCACCUGGCAAGAGUGGGUCCUCACAUACUGACACAUCAUGUGAGCUCUGUGGGUUUGACUUUGAAAACCGUAAGGCCCUGGCCAGUCACGCACGGGCCCACCUCCGACAGCUUGGCCUCUUCGAGUGGAAGGCGGAUGGAGCGACUUCUCCAAUCGAACUCCUCAGCCAGUUGAUCCGCAGAGACCGAUCCAAGGUGGAAGAAAUAACCAAGCGAUAUCGUAUGGGAGACCUAUACAUUAGGAAGUCCCACAAACCUGCUGCUUCGUCCUCUCUGUCUUCAGACACUGACUACGUACCAGGCAGCAGCCUGAAAUCUUCCACUCACCACCAAGAAUCCAAAGCGAGCAGUGCGGACUCAGGCAUCACUGCCGGCUCCUCCAGACACUCACAAGGCCACACACGCAGUAUGUCAGCCCACGGUAGCCCCAGCGUGCGCUCCCCAAGGGGGGUCUGUCCACCCAAACAUGGAGGGCCUGCAAGGAACACCAACUCCCAUCAACCCCCACGGUCAGGCAGCAUCCCUGCUCUGCUGCCAAAGCCUCCACUGACUCCACUGGUCAAACUGGUGGGAAAAAUCUACUCCCUCAAAUGCAGGUUCUGUGAAGAAGUGUUUCAUGGACCUCUGUCUGUCCAAGAGCAGUGGAUCGCACAUCUGCAGAAGCACAUCCUCUCACUGGGCUACAAAGGCAAAGAAUCUCCUCCUGCUGUUCCUGUGACGGCUCCAACACUCGUUCAUCCAGUCGCUGUCUAGUCGGCUAAGUCCUUGCUGUAAUUCACCCUAAGUGCAGCCGUGGCUACCAAAUGUCAAAGUCCCAGGGAGGAUUGUUGUUUUUUAUGAGAAAUUGACAGAAAUUUGGAUGUUCCCUACUUGUCCUUGAGGGGGCGAACACGAGCCAUAUGAGGAAAGCAGCGCAACAUAAACAGCUCAGGUAAAACCCACUUGAUACAAUAAAACACAUGGAAAUAAAUAUGCAAAUAUGCUUCAUCUAUCAUUAUGACAAAGACAGCUGUCCUCCUCCCACUCUUGCAUUCCUUCCAUUUGAACAAAUAUAUUUUGAGUCUGUGUUUGUCUUUCACUAAUGCCCUGCAAUGAGAGAUCAAUUUGAAUUUUUCUUCACGUCCCGGUCAGACUGUUGAGAUCGUCAUCUCAAUGUGAUGUACGUUCUCUUCUGUAUAUAACUAUGAAUUGAGCUUUGGUUUAUACAACAUUUAUUUUUAAAGUGUUAUGCUUUUUAAAUAUGUAAGGAGUUAUUUUUUAAACCAAAUAGAACCAUUUUACAGGUAUACCAAUGAAAUAGACCAUAUUUGUAAUCCAUCUGUCGCCAUGUUUGUCCAUAAAACUGUGAGAAGUGCUAGGCUAUGUCCUAAAAUAUUGUCCUCAGCAGGUUGACACCGAAGUUCCAUUCGUUCCAUUUACACCCUGUGUGAUGUGCUAAUAAUCUACUGUUUCAGGUUGUUUUACAUUUAGUUUUUUAAAAUAAAUCAUGUCUUAACUCA